Molecule: messenger RNA, 4109 nt
Organism: Thunnus maccoyii (southern bluefin tuna)
Lineage: Eukaryota; Metazoa; Chordata; Actinopteri; Scombriformes; Scombridae
Gene: zfyve1
Product: zinc finger, FYVE domain containing 1
Exons: 13
Coding region: 455-2632 (725 amino acids)
Molecular function (GO): zinc ion binding
Source: RefSeq, a predicted model, not a curated record
CCGAGUAGCUUUUGUUAAGCUAACUAUAGAAACCAUUCGGAAAGUAAAAGUUAGUAUAGAUAAUAUAAAACAAGAAGACAACGGUUUAAAUAGAAUAACACGCAGUGGUUUAAUGCUUGUCAUUUCACGCUACUCCAUGGUCCUUCAUUUCCCAAAAUGCAUUGUGUUUGUAAUGACUUUUGACCUCUGGAUAAAAACAAGCCGAUCAGCUGGUGUGAGAGCAACAACAUCUACAGGAGUCUGACACAAAACUGCUCAAGCCAGCUGACUUUUUCCACCAACGUUAGCUGUGUGUGUCAGUCGGCGGUGUGUUAUUAGAUAGUCUACGUGUCCAGUUAUAGACUGUGCUGAGGCAGCGUUUUACUUAACGAGUCAGUCGACGUCGGUCGGACUGGCAGCCACUGCUAGCUUGCAGUGUGCCCGUUGUGAACUGGAGCUCCAUCGCCAGGAGCGGAUGAGGAAUCAUGACCGGGUCAAGAUUGCGCCAGGCCACGUUCCUUUCUGUGAUUCAUGCAAAGGUGACAGCAGCUGCUCUGCCAACGGUGGACGGCUCAGAGCGGUGGUGCGCUGCCAGGGUUGUAAGAUCAACCUGUGUCUGGACUGCCAGAAACGCACCCACAGCGGAGUUAACAAGAGAAAGCACCCGCUGACACCCUACCCUCCAGCCAAAGCUCCCCACGAGAACAAUGUGACGGCUGGGGAGUCAGAGAUUGAGAUCCUGAAAGCCAAGCUGGAGAAAGUGUGCAGCUUCCUUUUGGUGGAUGAGAAGGAGGAGAUGCGUGUGAAGGAUGAGGAGGAGUUUGUGAGCAGACUGGAUUGCAGACCAGAUGAGCUCCUCAAGGUAGUCUCCAUCUUUGGAAACACCGGGGAGGGCAAGUCUCACACCCUGAACCAUACAUUUUUCCUCGGGAGAGAAGUGUUCAAGACCUCCCCCACCCAAGAGUCCUGCACGGUGGGUGUGUGGGCAGCUAUGGACCCUGUACACCAGGUGGUAGUCAUCGACACAGAGGGACUACUCGGAGCUGGAGCCAACCAAGGUCAGCGAACCCGGCUGCUCCUCAAGGUCCUGGCUAUCUCUGAUGUGGUCAUCUAUCGUACCCACGCUGACCGUCUCCAUGACGAUCUCUUCAAGUUUCUCGGUGAUGCCUCAGAUGCCUACCUUAAACAUUUCACCAGGGAGCUAAAAGCCACUACCACCCGCUGUGGUCUAGAUGUUCCUUUGUCCACUCUGGGCCCUGCUGUCAUCAUCUUCCAUGAGACUGUCCACACAAAGCUGUUAGGAUCGGACAAACCGUCUGAAUCGGCAGAUCGUCUGCUCCAGGAGCGUUUCAGGAAACUGGGUCUGUUUCCUGAAGCAUUUAGCUCCGUCCAGUACCGUGGAACUCGAACCUACAACCCCCCUACAGACUUCAGUGGUCUGCUGCGCAACCUGGAGCAGCAGCUGGACAACAACACCACCCGUUCGCCUCGUUCUGCCAGUGUCAUCUACAAGGCUCUGCAAGCCCUGAGCGAACGUUUCAGUGGGGAGAUUCCAGACGAGCACAUGACCAGUAACUCCUUCUUUCCAGAUGAAUAUUUCACCUGCUCCAGCCUCUGCCUCAGCUGUGGUUCAGGCUGUAAGAAAAGCAUGAAUCACCUAAAGGAGGGACUCGACCACGAAGCAAAACAUCGAUGCCGCUACUCUGCGCAGUAUGACAACCGCAUCUACACUUGCAAGGCCUGCUACGAGGGAGGGAAGGAGGUAAUAGUGGUUCCUAAAACGACAGCCUCGUCUGACUCACCGUGGUUUGGUUUGGCCAUCUACGCCUGGUCUGGGUAUGUAAUCGAGUGCCCCAACUGUGCAGUGAUUUACAGAAGCAGGCAGUACUGGUAUGGAAACCAGGACCCAGUGGAAACAGUGGUCAGAACAGAGAUCCAGCACAUCUGGCCCGGGUCUGAUGGUUUUUUGAAAGACAACAACAAUGCUGCACAGAGGUUGCUGGAUGGAGUGAAAUACAUUUCUCAGUCCGUGUCUGAACUCAGCGUCAAACCUGCCAAAGCAGUUACCUCCUGGCUCACUGACCAGAUCGCUCCCACCUACUGGAAACCCAACUCUCUUAUCCUGAAAUGCCAUAAAUGUGGGGAAGAGUUCCAGGCCAAUGACACCAAGCACCACUGCCGUGCCUGUGGAGAGGGUUUCUGUGAUGCCUGCUCCUCUAAAACCCGGCCGGUCCCCGAGAGGGGCUGGGGCCUUGCUCCCGUUCGUGUCUGCGAUGCAUGUUUCCACAACAGGGGAAUCCCAACUGAGUUGCUGGAUGCUGCCUUGGAGGAGGAGGGAGGCACCCUGAUAGCCAGGAAGGUUGGGGAGGCAGUUCAGAACACUCUAGGAGCUGUAGUCGGUGCUAUCGACAUACCUCUCGGCCUGGUGAAAGACGCAGCACGCCCGGCCUACUGGGUCCCAGAUCAGGACAUCCACUCUUGCUGCGAGUGCCAGAGGGAGUUCUCCCCUCGUCUCUCCAUCCAUCACUGUCGCGCCUGCGGUCAGGGCGUGUGUGAAGACUGCUCCCAGGAGCGACGCGCCGUGCCCUCCCGCGGCUGGGAUCAUCCGGUGAGGGUCUGCAACGGCUGCAACCAAAAACCUGGGGAGCUCUAGCAGGAAGAGCAGCUGGAGUCAAAGAGAGAACGGUUACACACGCCGGCCUCUAUGAAAACUGGAACUGACAUUUUUGACUUUUUGACCCCUCGUCUCCGGCUUACAGGCUCCCCUGUUGUUUUUAGUGGCAUUUGAGCGGCUGUCACUAGACUGUCUGUGGCAGGUUGGACCUCGUUUUUUUUAACGCUGUCCUCACUUUUCAGUCCUGUGAUGCUAUUUCACUUUAAUAUGCCUACAUUUUACACUGUGAAGAAUACCAGUCAGAGUGAAACUUGAAUAUCAAGAAGGAAAGAGAUGAAACCACUCAGAGAGAUAUGAAACUGAGUAUUGUACAUGCUUGCUUGCAAUUGAGUUCAGGUAAAUUUUCAUGUACCCCUUUUGAUCUUUUCAGAUUUGUAAUAAUGCACAUGAAACACUGACCCCUUUGACAAUCCCUCUCAGUGUGACCCACUAGUACAAUUAGCACCUUUUUGUAGUCUGGGGAUAAACAUGUAAACCAUUUAGUAAUAGCGUUACUGACAUAGCAUCUUAUACUGUUUCCAGCACUUUUAUUCUAAGAUUGUUUCUGCAGGUAUCCUGGAUGUAGCAUUCGGAAAAAUGCACUCUGAUCCAUGUUUGAGUGGGUCUACUGUAUUUUCCUCUGCUUCACCCCUGCACGCUUUAGCUUUCCUGUCACUCUUUGGCUUCGGGAGGAUUCAGCGGCCACUGGUGUACUGUAGCACAGAGAUGCAUUCCAACGUAUAUAAUAACUUAGUAAUAACUACUUAAUAGUAAUAACUACAUAAUCCCUAUAUGGUUGUUUGUGCAUUUGGAUUGGCGGGUUAUCAUAGAACAGCCUUAAUAAUGCUGUCCACAUUGACUGUUUAAAUUUUACAUAUAAUAUACAUAUAUGGGGAAAAACGUUUACUUUAAUAGGGAAAUUUUUAAUGGCCUUGUUUUGUUUUUAAUUAUGUCAAAACUACUUUCUGUUAACAAAUCUGACUGAUGUGGGAUGAAAUGCAACAAACUGCUUUUAUAUAGUGGCUGGCUCACAGUAGGAAUAUAGUGCGGAAAAAGACUUAAAACUAUUUUUGAGGCUGGCCCCUCAAUACGGGAGAUAAUUAGAAGAAUAAUCCUUUAAUCUGUCAACUCAGGCUGUGUAGCUAGUUAGUUAGGAGCAUUUAAUGAGCAGCAGCAACAAGUUAAGUUACAUUCAAGGUUGUCUUUACUGCAAAAAGACACUAUCUGACAAAUACAACAUAUGUUACGGUCCGGCUCUCUACUGGACGCCUCUGCAUUGUGAGAUCUGACUGUAGUGGAGGUUUUUUUUUCAACCGGGAGAGUUGAUUAUGAUGUCAACAAAUAAGCUGAAAUCACAGACAUUAUCGCUGUUCUAUCUCAGACAGAUGUUCAGUGACUACAGAUAUCACACGGAACAAAUCAAUACCUUUAUGUUCAUGUAUGCUCAUAGAAUAUGUAUUAAACUGCAGAAACUCAA